Entelurus aequoreus (snake pipefish) is the source of this 1135-nucleotide messenger RNA. RefSeq lists its product as uncharacterized. The record is from RefSeq and is a predicted model, not a curated record. Lineage: Eukaryota; Metazoa; Chordata; Actinopteri; Syngnathiformes; Syngnathidae. The coding region runs from base 168 to 782 and encodes 204 amino acids. The transcript has 2 exons.
GCGCCGAUGAAUAAGGGCGCGGCCUCAACUCUGUGUCGCGCUCUGGCCAAUCAGAUGAAGAUGGGCGUGGCCGAAACUCUGAGUCACGCCCCGGCCAAACAGCAGGCAAUAACAAUCAGAACGGAGAUGGGCUCCAAGACAACAAUUUCGGCCUCAAAAUUAAAUGCAUGCAAAACAUCAUCACAGUUUUGCAUCAUUUGGAAAACAUUAAUAAGUCUGAACAGCCACAGACUAUUUUUAAAAUGGCAAAUGCACUGGCCAAUAGGAUCAGGCCUGCAUUAAACAAUGCCGACACACAGGCUUGUAUUGCCAUUAAUGCCAAAAAUUGGGCAGAGGCUACAAUGGACAUUUUAAAGAAGCAUUACGUAAUAUCAUUACAAAUUGUGAAGGACGAGCUGACUCCUGUAAUUGGCUACAACUGGAGGUCUUCCUUUUUUAUUGCUUCUAACUGGGCCAGAAAAAAGUUUGGCACAAAGAUGACCUUUGACACCCUACAACUGGCGGAGAGCCAAAUAGCUUCGCUGGUGGUGACACCCAAAGGCCACAACGCACGAGCUGUUCCACCAGGACGGAGCGAUGGCGCCGGGGCGAAGACGCCUGUCUCUGCAUCCCAGAUUCCUCAGGCCAUGGUGGAGAUUGGCGGCGAGUUCCCUCCUCCUUCCUGCUUGGCGCCGGCUGUCCUGAUGUCUCCGCAGUCCGACACACACGCAGAAGCUUCCUGCUCCGCUCCUGUGACGCAAGACGGCAGACGAAGGCGAGAAUGCAGAUGGCCCGCGACCUGAGACGGAGAGGACGAGACGACUGAGCGCUGAACGCAUCGUGCCUCCUGACCACAGCUCGCGCACACCCGUCGGUGUCCAGCCAGCCACAGAGGUCGGUGCGGUGACUUGGAGGUUCCCCACUGACGGGCUGACACGCUGGUUCCAAAGAUGGACGGGCCUACCACACAAUCCCCAUAUUUCGGGUUGGUGUCUAAAUGGGGAGCAAAUGGUCUAAUUUUGUGGGUGUUGUCUGGUUUGCCUCCUUCAGGGACUUCCGGGGGGUUCUGCGUCUGGCGGAGCCCAACUUGGCGGAGGGUUGAUUGGACCGUGCAUCCCCUUCCCAAUUUCUCUCUCUCUCUCUCUCUCUCUCUCUC